UUGGUCAGAACGCAAGAAAACAUUAAGAAAUCUCGAUCAGUAGGUCUGUAGAUUUUACUGACGAUGUUGCUAAAGUGUCUAUUCGAAACGAAUACCCAUUACAAGAAGGCCCUGAUUUUCGGAUUGAAGAAAAAACAAAAAAGAAUCUCUAAAAAAUAAUCCCAAACCAAAAAAAAACAACAUAAAAUGUAUCGAUCGAAAGUCUCUUUGACUGAAAGUCAUUCGAAUUGGAAGAAUGCAAGAAGAUUGUAUGCUACCAAGAAGAUUAUAGCGAUUCGUCGUGAAGACCAAAGCGUAUGGGAGCGUAGGGCACCAUUCUCACCAAACCACGUCAGAAAAUUGGUCAAAAAUGGCAUAAAGGUCAUAGUCCAACCAUCCAAUCGUCGUGCGUACCCCAUGCAGAACUACCUCAACGCUGGAGCGAUUGUCCAAGAGGAUAUUUCGGAGGCCAACGUCAUUUUCGGUGUCAAACAAGUACCAAUAGAUCAGCUGAUACCGAACAAAACUUACUGUUUGUUUUCGCAUACUAUCAAGGCUCAGGAAUCGAACAUGCCACUGCUUGAUGCCAUUUUGGAAAAGAAUAUCAGGUUGAUUGACUAUGAAAAGCUCAUGGAUGAAAAAGGUCAAAGGGUGGUAGCUUUUGGCAAGAUGGCCGGCAUAGCGGGCACAGUCAACAUCCUCCACGGCCUAGGGCUGAGGCUUCUAGCCCUUGGUCAUCACACACCGUUCAUGCACAUCGGGCCUGCCCAUAAUUACAGGAACUCCAGCAUGGCCAGACAAGCUGUGAGAGAUGCGGGCUACGAAAUAGCCCUAGGGCUCAUGCCCAAAUCCGUGGGACCCCUGACGUUUGUUUUUACCGGAUCCGGCAACGUUUCUCAAGGUUCUCAGGAAGUGUUCCAAGAAAUGCCUCACGAGUAUGUGGCUCCGGAAAUGCUCAGAAAAGCUGCUGAGCACGGAAGUUUAAACAAAGUGUACGGGUGUGAAGUUAGGAGAAGACACUAUCUGGAACGAGCUGAUGGUGGAGGUUUUGAUAGAGCAGAAUACGAAGAGUUUCCAGAACGUUACAUAUCAACUUUCAGCAAGCAGAUUGCUCCCUAUGCUUCAGUAAUCGUGAAUGGAAUAUACUGGGCAGUGAACAGUCCUAAAUUGCUGACUAUACCUGACGCAAAACAUCUUUUAAGGCCAGCAAACACUCCUUGGCUGCCUACUUCAGUCGGAGCACCAGCUCUACCACAUCGUACCCUUGCAAUUUGCGAUAUAUCAGCUGAUCCAGGUGGUUCAAUUGAAUUCAUGAACGAAUGUACUACCAUAGAUACACCUUUUUGUUUAUACGAUGCCGACAGAAACAAGGAUACCAAAAGUUUUAAAGGACCCGGUAUAUUAGUGUGUAGUAUCGACAAUAUGCCCACUCAAAUACCCAGGGAAAGUACCGACUUUUUCGGGGAUUUACUCAUGCCUUUCACUUUUGAUAUCAUCAAGUCUAAUGGGGACGAGCCUUUGGAGAAGCACGAUUUCAACCCUGUAGUCCAUGGGGCUAUCAUUGCUAGUAAUGGAAAACUCACUGCAGGAUAUGAGUACAUUCAAGAGUUGAGGAAAGCUCACAGCCGAAGUAAAUGUUCUGAAAUAAGUAAAAUGGAGAAAAACGUCCUAAUACUCGGUGCAGGAAGAGUGGCAUCUCCCUUGGUUGAAUAUUUGUACAGGGACAAGUCAGUUGGUAUCACAGUGGCCUGCGAAAACAAAGAACUCGGGGAUACCUUGGCAGCGACUUAUCCAGGAGUGGAAAGUCAAUACUUUAAUGCUAUUGAGUCUGGAAGUUCCUUGAACGAGUUAAUUUCACGAGCUGAUGUAGUUGUUUCCAUUUUACCAGCAGAUCUUCAUCCUAAAAUCGCGAAAUUAUGCAUCAAUCAACAGAAACAUAUGGUAACAGCAAGCUACAUGAGCAACGAGAUUAAAAACUUACACGACGAUGCAAGCAAUGCUGGAAUAACAAUUUUAAACGAAGUAGGCCUCGAUCCAGGAAUAGACCAUUUACUGGCUCUGGAAUGUAUACAGGAAGUCCAAGAUUUAGGUGGCAGAAUCACUUCUUUCGAGUCUUUUUGUGGGGGACUUCCUGCUCCAGAGUUCAGUGAUAAUCCUUUAAGAUACAAAUUUUCCUGGUCCCCUAAAGGAGCCCUGUUGAACACUCUGUCUUCAGCCAGAUAUUUAAGUAAAGGACAAAUAGUUGAGAUAAGUGAAGGUGGGGAAUUGAUGAGAGCUACGAAAAGUCUUGACUUUUUACCGGGAUUUAAUUUAGAAGGUUUUCCAAACAGAGAUAGUACACAUUAUUCAAAACUAUACGGUAUUGAGGAUGCAAACACUAUUCUUAGAGGUACACUGCGGUACAGUGGCUUCUCUCAGUCAGCUAGGACUCUUCAAUUUCUUGGCUUAUUGGAUAGAGAACCUCAUCCAUCUCUACAUUCCCGAGGCCCUGAAAUCACAUGGAGACAGUUAAUUUGUACUCUUUUGGGUUUAGAAGACCCCAACAUGUUUUAUGACAAUUUGAGAACGACAAUAACUGAACGAACGGGCAGUGACUAUGCGGUGGAUGUAUUGGAAGAACUUGGCCUAUUAGAAAAACAAACUGUUCAAAAAUAUGGAUCACCAUUGGAUACCAUAACACAUUAUUUAUCAACUAAACUGGCUUUGGGAAAAAAUGAACGGGAUUUAGUUAUUUUGAGACAUGAUAUCGGUAUUAACUGGCCAGACAACAGAAAAGAAAAACGAGGUGUGAAUUUUGUAGUGUAUGGUGAUGUAAAUGGUCAUUCUGCUAUGGCUAAAACUGUUGGUUAUCCCACUGCUAUUGCUACCAAAAUGAUAUUAGAUGGAGAAAUACAGGAAAGAGGAGCAAUUUUACCCUUUGCGCCUGAAGUAUACAGACCGAUUCUACAAAGGUUGCGAUCGGAAGGAUUAAACAGUACAGAAUCAUCUAAAUUUUUAUGAAAAAUGUAUUUUUAAUGACUAUUUUUAAUAAAAAAAACAUAAAAUUCAA
This is a messenger RNA of Sitophilus oryzae (rice weevil), 3028 nucleotides long. It is a transcript of the gene LKRSDH, whose product is annotated as alpha-aminoadipic semialdehyde synthase, mitochondrial. Gene Ontology annotation, cellular component: cytoplasm. The record is from RefSeq and is a predicted model, not a curated record. The coding region runs from base 187 to 2979 and encodes 930 amino acids. Lineage: Eukaryota; Metazoa; Arthropoda; Insecta; Coleoptera; Curculionidae. The transcript is spliced from 12 exons. Gene Ontology annotation, molecular function: saccharopine dehydrogenase activity.